AACAGCUGUGUCAUGGCAGCCAGCUAUAUUACCACUUGAGUCGAUCAUUCCAGUUCCUUUCGGCUAGUCUCUCACGCUUCACGGUUCUCAAUGGGGUUAAUCACUGGAGCGUUUGCUUUCUUCUAUCACUUACCAAGGAUUUAUACAUGGCUUCUAAAACCCUAUUAUAUAGUAUCAUUCGUCAUAUCAGUUGCUUUUCUCCUGAUACGCAAAUGUCCUGGCAUUUGCGAAAACCUGCCCUCACAGCGAGAAGACGGCGACUCGUGCAACUUUGACUGGAGGGAGGUGGAGAUCUUGAUGUUUCUCAGUGCCAUCGUCAUGAUGAAGAAUCGCAGAGCAUUUACUGUGGAACAUCAUAUUGGUAACCUCUUACUCUUCAGUAAAGUGGCCAGCACCAUCCUUUUCUUCAGGGUGGACAUUCGGUUGGGCCUGUUUUAUCUCGCUCUCUGUCUUGUUUUUGUGAUGACCUGCAAACCUCCAAUAUACAUGGGGCCAGAGUACAUCACAUACUUCAGUGACAAGACCAUUGAGGAGGAGCUCAAGCGAGACAGUCGUGUAACAUGGAUUGUUGAGUUCUACGCAAACUGGUCCCCGGAGUGUCAAUCUUUCGCUCCCGUUUUUGCAGAACUCUCACUCAAAUAUCACUGUACUUUUCUGAGAUUUGGAAAGUUAGACGUUGGUCGUUAUGGAGAAAUGGCUGAGAGCUAUAAGGUAAAGCCAUCCCCACUCUCCAAACAGAUGCCCUCCCUGAUUAUUUUUCAAAAUGGCCGUGAGAUCAUGCGGCGUCCUAUGGUGGACAAGAAGGAGCGAGCCGUCUCCUGGAGCUUCACUGAGGACAACAUCAUCCGAGAGUUCAAUUUGAAUGAACUUUACCAGAAAUCAACGAAGCUCAGCAAGGGAAAAGAUGAGCACGCUCCUGAAGCAGACCAACCCUCAACUCCCGAGGACGGGCCUGACGAGCCAGAGCCAAUCAGUGAACAGUUAGAGGACUUGGAAUCUAAGAAGGACAAGUAAGAGGAUGAACACAAUAUAUCUCAAGCAAUGCAAGUGGACAAAGUAAGAUUAGCUGAAUGAUACUUGACUAAGUCACUGGAAAUGCAGUAUUAUUGUGUAAUCGAUACGCUGGACGACGACGACGACCUAUCUGCCUUCAUAGCCUCUCAGUAACAAUCAAUGCACCGGUAUGUCAGCACUCUUCUGUUGAAUAUUAAUAUGAGGGGUGUACAGCAAGAUUACUGUUUUACAGUAUCUAGGUAACUUCAGAAAUGACUUUUGAUCUCAAAACAAUGUUGCUUUUGGAAUAGAUACUCAAUCCAGUGUUCCUUUAGAGUUCAGUGAGUACUCUUUAAGUUACCUGGAUAAACAUGUUGUCUAGUGAUUCAUACUCAAAAAAUAUUGUUAUGUAGGUAGGCUAUGUGUAUCUAGAUAUUAACACACAUAUUUCUAGCUGAUAUGUACUUAUAUUUGAUAACUUGAAAUCGUUCAAAAAGCAAGCUACCAAUUGAUGCGCAUAUCCUGUUUGAGGAAACAUGACCUUUGAGUCAUCCCUGAUGUUCUGAUCUGCCUUUGACCACUGAUGAUAAAAUCUGCUGCUUGUGAAAACAGCUUAAGUCUUAAUACAGAAACCAUACAUGUUUUUAUAUUUACAUGCUCCAUGUACUAAGAUAAAGAGACAGCAUUUCCCAAGUGGUUCAAUAAAUGAACAAAUGGAAGUUAUUUUAAAAAAA
This is a messenger RNA of Sardina pilchardus (European sardine), 1727 nucleotides long. RefSeq names its product thioredoxin-related transmembrane protein 2a (gene tmx2a). Gene Ontology annotation, molecular function: disulfide oxidoreductase activity. Gene Ontology annotation, biological process: brain development. NCBI's taxonomy places the organism in Eukaryota, Metazoa, Chordata, Actinopteri, Clupeiformes, Clupeidae. The transcript is spliced from 8 exons. Gene Ontology annotation, cellular component: membrane-bounded organelle. The record is from RefSeq and is a predicted model, not a curated record. The coding region runs from base 91 to 1014 and encodes 307 amino acids.